Botrytis cinerea B05.10 is the source of this 1642-nucleotide messenger RNA. RefSeq lists its product as hypothetical. NCBI's taxonomy places the organism in Eukaryota, Fungi, Ascomycota, Leotiomycetes, Helotiales, Sclerotiniaceae. The record is from RefSeq and is a predicted model, not a curated record. The transcript is spliced from 5 exons. The coding region runs from base 433 to 1311 and encodes 292 amino acids.
GUACGUCAUGCUUGCUACUCGAAUGGAAGCUUGAUUUUCCAUUCCUUGAGUUUAUAUAGCUAGGUGGGUGGGCUGUCGGUAGGUAUGUACGAGUAGACAAACUACUACUCUACCUAGCUCCUUCCCUUCAAAAAUUAAAGUCAAGCUUAAUUUAUCAUUCUGCUGAAGUUGUGAACGAUGCUAAAGCUCGAUUAACGAAACAAGACGAGACUACUCCCACAAAUCUAUCUUCGCAAUACCCAACGCGUGAUACUCCAGAGACCAAAGAUACCCAUAUCCUCAUCCUGCUUUGUUUGGCUCGCUCAUAUUGGCCUCCUUGUGAAUCAACACCACCUAUUUUCUUGACAAAGUCAACGAACCUCAGCAGAAUCAUAUUCAAAUAUCCUACUUGACUUCUUGAUUUCUGGCAGAUCCAGCCUACACAGUUUCACGAUGAGUCCUUCAUUUGCUCAAGCGAAUCCAUUCGCGCGACGAGAUACCCAUCCACUUCAAGCAAUCUGGACAUAUAAAAUAUGCACAAUUAUAUCCUGGUUGUUGGUGGUAGUGGUCACCUUUUACUACAACUUCAACGCACCUCAAGAUGACAAGCACAGUUGGCGUCAUACCAUUUGGGAGCAGAAUAAGAUACAUCACACUCCGUUUGCUAUGAAUGCUUUCAUUGCUUCAUUUUAUUGGCUAUUCCUCUUCAUUCUUCAAAUUGGAUAUGUCCUUCAUCUGUUCAGCGACGAGGUUGAACAUGUCAACGCCGCAGCAUCAGUUGGAAGUCAUUUCAUUGUCAACAACCUCUUCCAAUUUGCCUUCGUCAUGUUGUUCGUUCGAUCUCACUUCGUAUGGGCUGAGAUCAUAUUGAUCAUCAAUUUUUUCAACCUUUCUUCUCUUUACUUCCGUCAUAACACUACCCCAAGAUUUAUUCAUAUGCCCGCUACCUCUGGCCCACUCGCUUGGACAUUCGUAGCUUUAUACUGGAACGGAGCUAUUGCCGUUGGAGCUCACAACCUUCCUGCACGUAUCAUAGCAAAUGUUGCAAUCUGGGGUAUCUUAGUAUAUGGACUCUUCUUCCUUGCUGCUUACAAGGAUUACACCAUGGGAUUUGCUCUUAGUAUCAUCACGGCAGCCAUCGGAGUUGGCCAAUUCUUCACAAAAGUAUUUGCUCUUCAGUGGAUCUUUGCCUUUACCAUAAUGGGCACGCUUUUCCUUGCUACGUUGAUAGUUGCUGUUCCUGGAAUUUUCGGCAAGGAGAUUUCAUUCAGAAGGGAAACUCCAUUCGCCUCUGAGGAUCAAGAGAGAGCCCCUCUUUUGGACGACCACUAAAUUCAUGGAAAAUGGCUGGGCUCUUGUGGUUUCAAUCAUUACCUAGGUAUCACUUGUUCAUGGAUAUCUUAAUAUUACGAGGGUUGGUCGAAAUCUCAACAACGAACUUGACGCUGGAGGGGUUUAAAAUAGUAGGGGAAGUUUGUAAUGUCAUGUCAUGGAGACCCUCUGGGUUAAUAGUUGUUACGCAUGGAUUUGGGGGAUAUUCUUCCAUUAUUAUUUCUUCUCUUGGUCUUUUGACAGAUAAUGCGAAAUCUAUCCCAAUUCUAGGUUCAGGGUUAUCAGACAAAUUGAAUCUAUAUGUGCAUCAAAAUUACAUUAUUCUCCUUCA